AUGGCGAGCGCACCAGUUACUACCGCGCCCUACGGGCCGGGCCCCACACGCGCUCCUGUUCUCCCCCCCGAGCCUACUGUGCGCCAUCACCCUAUCGGGACUGCACCGUUGGACGUGGGCAUCUUUAAGAACACCCUCGUUCCCUCUUUCAAACUGCAUUCUGGACUUUCUGCUGCCGCAUACGUUGUUGGCCGUGUCACCAACAGACUCGACACUAAAGACUGGCUCUGGCCGACCGGCCCAGUUGCCAAUGCUUGGUGGUCUGCAGUUGGUCGACACUUAGUUGGCGGGGCUUCAUUAUCGUCAGUCUGGAAGUCUAUGAACAGAACCGAGACUCUUCUUUUGACCGGUGUGACCCUCUGGGGAGGCCGCCUUUUCUACCGAGUCGCUGAACGCUCCAUUGAACGAGGCCAUGAUGACCCCCGUUACGAAGCCGCCAAGGAGGAUCCUGGGUUCUGGAACAAGGCAUUCUUCUCCGUCUACCUCCCCGAAGCUUUGUUUCAGACUAUCAUUGCUUUGCCUUUUACUGUUCCUUUCCGGCACUAA
Messenger RNA from Colletotrichum gloeosporioides, 546 nucleotides. RefSeq lists its product as uncharacterized. The coding region runs from base 1 to 546 and encodes 181 amino acids. The record is from RefSeq and is a predicted model, not a curated record. The transcript has a single exon. NCBI's taxonomy places the organism in Eukaryota, Fungi, Ascomycota, Sordariomycetes, Glomerellales, Glomerellaceae.